Messenger RNA from Gasterosteus aculeatus aculeatus (three-spined stickleback), 1181 nucleotides. The record is from RefSeq and is a predicted model, not a curated record. NCBI's taxonomy places the organism in Eukaryota, Metazoa, Chordata, Actinopteri, Perciformes, Gasterosteidae.
AAAAAGCUGAUUAUAAAAAGGAAGGUAAGAAGUGAGCGGACCUUCAGUAAGAAAGAAAUUCUCAAGAAGAUUGUCCAUUGAAACGGCAACUCAGGAUGCUUUCACCGGCUCUCCUGUGUGCACUUGUGACGCUCUCCGUCGCCCGUUCUCGGCCCCACCUCCCCGCCGCCGCCUUCCCGCAGAUGGUCGAGCUGAUCAACGAGGCCGACACCACCUGGAUGGCCGGCCUGAACCUCCGCCACCUCAACAUCAGCUACAUGAAGAGACUGUGUGGGACUAAACUGAAUGGACCAAAGCUGCCAGAGGUGGUUCACAGUACCGAAGGCCUGAAGCUCCCGGACAGCUUUGACGCGCGCCAGCAGUGGCCCAACUGUCCCACCAUCCGACAGAUCAGAGACCAGGGAUCAUGCGGGUCCUGCUGGGCCUUCGGUGCUGUGGAGGUGAUCUCCGACAGGUUGUGUAUCCACAGCGAUGGUAGGAUCUCUGUGGAGAUCUCUGCCGAAGACCUGCUGUCCUGCUGUCAUGACUGUGGCAAGGGGUGUUUGGGCGGUUAUCCGUCUGCUGCUUGGCUGUUCUGGGCAAACAAAGGCCUGGUGACGGGAGGCCUCUACGGCUCCAACGGCUGCCGACCCUACAGCAUCGCUCCCUGCGAGCACAGCGUGAACGGGACUCGCCCGCCCUGCCACAGGGAGGAGGAGACCCCCAAGUGUGAAGAGCGGUGCGUCGACGGAUACUCGACCUCCUAUUGGAAGGACAAGCACUUGGGCAGAGACGCGUACAGCGUCCCGUCCCAGGAGGAGCAGAUCAUGGCCGAGCUGUUCAAGCGCGGGCCUGUGGAGGCCGCCUUCUCCGUGUACACAGACUUUGCGCUGUAUAAGACGGGUGUGUACCAGCACGUGACGGGUGAGAUGGUGGCCCGUCACGCCAUCAAGAUCCUCGGCUGGGGGAAGGAGAACGGGACGCCUUACUGGUUGGCUGCAAACUCCUGGAACAGCGACUGGGGAGAUAAAGGUUUCUUCAAGAUCAAGCGUGGAAAUGAUGAGUGUGGUAUUGAGGCGGAUGUGGUUACGGGAAUGCCAUUUAACUAGAAUAAACUAGUCCUGGCACUUAAGCAUUGCAUUUAAAAAGGAAAUUAUUGAGAGAUUUCAUGUGGUAAGCGGGGAAUAAAUGGUGUAAUGAGA